AUGCCACCCAAACGCCAAGGAAACAGAAACAAGAAAGGCCCAGUAUCCAAGGGUCCCGACCUGCAGAAGGGUCCUGAAGAUGCCAGCCGUGCAUAUAUCCAGGUAGACUGGGCGAUACCCAAGGCGAAGCGGAAAAAUGAUUUUGACCGAAAAUACUUGAACGAUUACGCUCGGCCUUUGUAUGAGAGAGACCCGGACGAGCUACGACCAACGCAAGCAGGCUUGCCCGAGGCUCAAAUACGCACGCCGAUCUAUCAGAAAGAUGGCAAGGACAUGUUUGCAGGAGAUGCUAAUCAAUCCAGUGCAGCAUUGCGUAGCUUUUACAAUGAGAUCAAGAAAUUAAGUGCCAAGGAGCCAGACGGACUUCAUGAUAUUGCUGCACUUACAGGGCAAUUUGAAGAGGGGGACGAGAAUGCUGCCGUGGUCCUAUCCAGAGCGGAAAAUCAAGAAAUAUUUGUCUUGGACACAGAACGACGUCUGCAAGUAACCGUCAAUGAUCAAACUGCUCACGUCGAUUUCAUCCGACGGGCACCAUCAGGAGCGGAGAACCAGAGGCUAGGCCAUUUUAUCGAAGUCGCCCUAGAGACAUCAAUCACCGUCAAUGGCAUCACAUACGUCAAUCAGGGUGGUUCCUCGCCUGCACCCUUCUUCAUUGGUCCUCUUGAAGACUUUGCCGUCAUUGAGCUGCUUUCACAGCCGUUGUUCUUUUUCCGACAUGAAGGUAGCUUGAAGUAUAAGGCGACUACUAGGAAAGCUGCCCCAGAUGAGAUGGAGCGUCGCGACAGAAACGGAGAUGUUGCCAGGGAGAAUGUGGUAAUCAGGUGGCUUCCAAUUGGGUCACCUGAGGAUACAUCACAAGAAAUUGGGAAUGAUGCAGAGACCACAGAAUCCAUGUCUGAACUUUUCCAAAAUCUCGCAAAUGAACAAAUACAGCAUGAGUUUGAGAAAGUCGGGGAAGUUGAUGAAGUCGAGGAAGAAGAAGACGAAUAUUCCGACGCAUUCACAGACGACGGCCGGCCAAUCGAGAAUCCGUCCAGCUAUUUUAAAACACGCCUCAACCAACAUUUGGAAGAUAAAGUAGCUUCCCUCAUCCCCAGGGUCAUCGCUUCCGUCAACCACCGACAGCCAGAAAAUGCUGGAUUCAGUUUCAUCCACAACAGUACCGUCUUCCGAGCGGGAAGAACGCUAAUUACUGCCCUCACCCAGCAGUCUGGUCGCCAUCUCCUAGUCGUAGCGCAGAUCCGACAGCCAGACCAAAGAAUCAGAGUCAGAGUCCUCUAUCCGCUGCUCUGGCGUAGUUCAAGGAGUCAUCGAGAUAAGAUCAAUCAAAAUUUGAAACGCUGGAUUCUGGCGUCUGAAUCGAGCAAGCAAACGACGGAGCAUCUAGUCAUGGAUACCGAGUGGGUACCUUGUGCGCAGGCCACUACCCAAGAGGCUUCUUCCACAUACACAGUUUUGAAUGCGUGGGCCUUAGUCAUGGGCUUAGAGCUUAACCCAGCAUUUACUCCAGAUCGCCACAGUUACGAAGCUUUCUUUAUUCAAGCAGAGGGGAUAUUCCAUCUCGCUUUGGAGAAUGCCUUGACUUGGAAACUGCUUUUGUCGUUCUUUCGUUGCACUGGAUUCGUGAAGCCAGCUGUUACGACAGAAGCCAAUGAUGAUGAAGAUGCUGACCUACCAGCUAAGGAUCGCCGUUUUGAUCUGCGUAAGCGCCAUUUCGACAUUCUGAUUGCUGAUCAGACAAAAACCGACGAGACUUUCCCAGCAAAGAAGAUAGAGACGAAGCAGAUUCCCGUGCAACUCGAAGAUGGCAUUCUUCACAGCGAAACACCCUCGUCAGAGUCGCUCUCCAAUGAAGAAUUGAAUGAGCUGAUACCCCUUGUGCGUGAAGGAGGAUGGUCACUGCAAUAUAUGACGAAUCAGCCGAACCAACACCUUUCUGAGGAUACAGAAAUGUCUGAAGAGUCUUCCGAGACGUUUUUGUCGCUGGAAGAUUCACCUGUUCAGCCUCCUCAAUUGGAUACCAUUCCCGUACCAGCUGAGUUCAACCCCUGCGAAUAUCUUCAUGAAGAGCUGAACAAGCUAGCCAAUGGUACCCAGAUCACUCAGAACGAUCUGCCGGAAGCACUUGCAACAGGGGUACCCCAGUUAACCAAGAACGAGAUCCGAGAGAGCAUAGCAUCCGUCAUCCGAGCCGUUAAUCAACGCCACGCCCCAGGCGCAGGCUUCACCACCGAAUCCUCCACAACUGAGGUCGAAUCAUCCAUCACCAAAAACGAAGACUUGAUCUCGUUAUACAUGCUAGAGGCAACCGAAACCCACAAUCUGUGUAUCCUGACACAAAAUCCCGGACCCAACAGAUAUUAUGACACCGUUAUCGACUCCGCACCUUGGUUAACAAGCAAAGCCGCCAGAGCCGAGAUAUAUACUCGCCUCGGUUCCCAGAAACCCACCGCAGGGCCUCUUAAGUGGGUCUUUGCACCGCAACAGGCGCGCGAGCAUCAUGACGGAUAUCAUGUUGUGCUUAACGCAUGGAGUAUCUUGCUGGAUUUGCCUUUGAACAGUGAGGGUUUUGUUCCAAGCCCAGAAUUCAUCCGCGAUGCACGCAACGUUAUUCAAGCUGCGCUGCGGGGCGAGGCGAACUGGCUGCUUAUCUGGGCUUUGCUGCGCUGUCAUGAGUAUGUAGCUUCGACGGAGGCUCCGGGGCUGGGAAGAAGAUUCGCUAGGACGAUACCGGAGAGUGAGCAAGGAGCAUAUGAGGCGUUCAUGCGAACAAAAAAGGGGGAGACCGUUGGAGAGGGUGUCAAUGUGUGUGAGUUGUUUCUUACAGAAUCAACUCAAAAUCACGACGAUUCAUUCCGUUGGGAUCGUCUUGAUACGGAGGAUCGAAACACAAGGAUUCCCGAGUUGCAGCGCAACGGGCUUUUCGACAGCACUCUGUCUCGCGAUGAGAUUCGAAGGCGAUAUGCCCCAUUGAGUAAACCUUCCAGCCCGUGCGAAUCCCUGAGAGACACUCUGAGUAAGCUGUUAGCAAAUGAGCAGAUACGGAAGGAGCUGAAAGAAUUUCGAAGCGAGGGUAUAAUAACGACAGAGAAGGGAGUUUGGGUAGAUGAUACGGAAAGUGCUCUCGCUAUGAGCGCCGUCACCAUGGCCAUCAACAACAUACAGAGUAUCGAAGAAGGAUUCAGCAUCGUCCAAAGUCAAUUCGUGCAGUUAUGCCAGGCUUGGGACGGGGCCGAUAUUGAAAACUAUAUGCUCGACGCUCUUCGUCCUGGUCGUCCACUACUUGCUCCAAUCACUUUUAAGAGCCAUAUUGUUCUUCUCCUUGCCCAAUUUGACGAACAAGGUCUACCGACGGUUUCUUUCUUGGACUCUCUAUUCUAUCAUUACGAUGCAGAAGAUCGUGAGAAACUGUUCAACAUUGGCUGGCAGGUUCUGCGUGGUUCUUCUUGGUGGAAGGGGGUCUUCGCGGAUAAAAAUGCCUUUGAGAAGGUGAAGCCAAAGUCCGCGACAUGGGUAGAGACCGCUCGCCAGCCGAGCGCGAACGAAUGCGGAUACUUUACGAUCCUGAAUGCAUGGGGUCUGGCCAUGGGAUUGGAGCUCAAUCAAGAUGUUCGACUGCGAUGGACCGAUUCGUUCUUCCAAGAGCUGCAGGACAUGGUGCAUCUUGUGCGUCUCGGACAUGCGGAUUGGAAACUCAUCUCUGCUUUUCUACAGUGCCACGACAUUGUUCGAGAUGGUGUUGUACCGGAGAAUAGGCGCUUUGCUAAGACUCAUGCAACACGGAUUGAGCCAAGAUUUGAUGAUGAGCUGGCAACCCUCCUGGCUACGGAAAAGUUGCACUGGGCUAGGCAAAAAUAUCAGACUGAAGCGUUGAAACGCAUGCAAAAUGCGAACCGCAUUCCAAAAAUGACUGGAAGACCGCAUAACGGGAAGAAAGCGUUCCCUUCCGACGAAUGGGUUGAUGUCACAAUGAAAUAUGAACAUAUACCACGACUGCAGCGUUUCGGUCUCCUUGACAUCAACAAUAGGGAGAGGGAAAUUGAGUUAGCCUUUAGAAAUCUGGCGAAGACCCGAGUAGAACACUGCCUGAAGAGACUACCACCGGCAAACUCACAGUCUAUUGCAGCCAGGCAGGAAGCCAUUCUACAAGUAAUCCGAGAUGAGAUCAACUCGCACUACGAAGGCAUGGACUCAAACAUCCAAAGGGAGCCCCGUGAGUGGAUUGAAGAAACCCUUGAUUUUUACGACCAAAUCCGAAAGACCGCCAAGCUCCAGCAAAUGCUGAACAACAAGGGUACCGUGAGGCCGAAUGACUGGCAACGUCUCAUGGACGACUCUGAUCUGAACCUUGCCAUGGCAUCUGUGAUAGAGGCCAUCGACAACCUGCAGUCAGGCCUGCACGCAGCGUCAGGAUCGGAGCACCCAUUUGCUGGUGGUUUUGCCUUGACAACCAGUACCACCCUCCAAAUGGCACUGAACGGGAUCGAAGGCACCCCCUUCUCGCGCCCGCGAAGGACCUGGCUUAUCCCACUAGUCGCCACCAAAAACGGACUACUGGAGCAACUGGAAGUCUGGGCUAGGACAAACGGCAAGAAGUACACAGCUCCCACUGGCCGUGCAGGCGGUCACGCAUUCCUCGUAGUCGUCCAAGAAGCAAUCAACCACGACUCAGAAAACCCAGCCGAGACGCGUUUUGAAACCCACAUUUUCGACAGCUGCCUCCGCGUCUUCAACGACGUUCGGGACUUCUUCUCUGUGCGCGUGGAAAACGCUGCUGCGGCGCUAAAGUGGUCGACGCACCGCAACGAAUUCAAUGCUGUGCAAUUCGAUGUUGGAGCCUUCGUUCAUGAAAACCUUCCUCAACAGAUGGCUGGUGGGUUCCAGUGCGGUCACCACGUUUUGAUUAACGCCUGGAUCAUCGCUAUGGGACUUCACUUUAACCCCGAAGCCAAGUUCACCACUGAGAUUUACAAACAGGCCUACACGCUUACUCAAGCUGCUCUGGCCGGUAUCUUAGACUGGCGAACGCUUGUCGCGUGGUUCUUCUGGCACAAGCUUACCGUCGAGCGCACUUUCGAUGCUGUACCCAAGAACCACCGGUUCGGACGUACCGUUGUGCAACGCGAUGAGGGUGCGCUGGGGGAUAGGAUCAGGGAGCAAUAUGCAGUUCUAGAUACCGUUCUGGAGAAGCAUAGUCUGGCGCAGGUGCCGUAUGAUCAUUCGAAUAACUUUCAUACUGAAGAGAGCAGCGGAGAUGAUAGCGAUAGUUUGAGUAGUUUGUUUGGGUUGCAGAGGCGUGUUGAUGAUGCCGAAGGGGAGUUUCUGGAGAAGCGUAGGGGGAUCAAGAGGAAGUGGAAGAGGGACAUGCGGUUCUUGGAUCAGUAUGGUGAGGGUGAGGGUGAGGGUGAGCAGGGUGCAGGAGGUCAGGCUGGGAAGAAGCGGCGGCUGCUUGGUCAUUUGACUCCGCUGGAUGUGUAG
Molecule: messenger RNA, 5478 nt
Organism: Bipolaris victoriae FI3
Lineage: Eukaryota; Fungi; Ascomycota; Dothideomycetes; Pleosporales; Pleosporaceae
Exons: 3
Coding region: 1-5478 (1825 amino acids)
Source: RefSeq, a predicted model, not a curated record